AUGGAAGAUAAACAACAACUUCAAGGCUUUGAUUCUGGUUGUAUGAUGAUGAGUGAUAAAAAUUUGAAUCAAUUUACUUCUUCUGAAAAUGUUUUAAAUACUGAUGAAAGAGUAAAUGAUGAUAAAUAUUUGGUGAUUGUAUUGUUUGGAGUUUGUGGUUGUGGCAAAUCGACGAUUGGAGAGGCUUUGACUCAAUAUUUAAACGAAUGUGGUGGAGAGUGUUGUUUCUUGGAGGGAGACAAAUUUCAUUCAAAGAGUAAUGUGGAGAAAAUGGCAAAGGGAAUUCCAUUGAAUGAUCAGGAUAGACGACCUUGGUUAUUGGCCAUUCAUUUACAAAUUAUGAAUGAGAUUAAACAUUCGAAUAGGAAGAUUGUGGUGGUUUCUUGUAGUGCUUUGAAGAAUAUUUAUAGAGAAUUACUUGUGUUGGGUGACGCACAACUAUGUGAAAAUGAGGAGGAACUUCUGGAUAAGCCAAUUCAACACAAUGUUAAUUUGGAUAUCAACUGGCUAUUUGUCAACUUGUCCAUUUCUCAAAACGAAGCACAGGAUAGAUUAGAAAAUCGUUCUGCACACUUUAUGAAUAGUAGUUUAAUUCCUAGUCAAUUCGAAACUCUUGAACUCACAAUUAAUCCAACAAUUAAGAAUGCCAAAUUAGUAGUGGUAGAUAACCAAGAAAAAGAUGUUGCCAGUGUUGUUCAGCAAAUAAUUCAAUUGACCAAACAAUAA
This is a messenger RNA of Naegleria gruberi, 726 nucleotides long. RefSeq lists its product as uncharacterized. The transcript has a single exon. Bases 1 to 726 code for a protein of 241 amino acids. The record is from RefSeq and is a predicted model, not a curated record. Gene Ontology annotation, molecular function: gluconokinase activity. Lineage: Eukaryota; Heterolobosea; Eutetramitea; Acrasida; Naegleriidae. Gene Ontology annotation, cellular component: cytoplasm.